AUGGGCGGACUCCACCUCCCCUUCCACCUCCAGAAACCGCUCGCCGAGCCGCACAGCAGCUUCUCCGACAAGACCAUUGUGGUGACGGGCGCCAAUUCGGGGCUUGGGUUCGAAGCCGCCGCCAAGUUCGCGGCGCUGGGUGCGAAACGUGUCAUCCUCGCCGUGCGCGACGUCUCCAAAGGCGAACAGGCCAAAGAAGCCAUUAAAUCACGCACGGGCACAGGCACGGGCGCGGGCACAACGGACGUCCUCGAGGUGUGGCAGCUCGACAUGAACUCGUACUCCGGCAUCCGAGCCUUCGCGACCCGUGCCUCGUCAGAUCUCGAUCGUCUCGACAUUGCUGUGCUCAACGCGGGUGUUUUCAUGACCGGCUACGAGACGUCCAGCUACGGCUGGGAGGAGACGAUGCAAGUCAACGUGCUGUCGACGGCGUUGUUGGCCCUCCAUCUCCUUCCCAAGCUGAAAGAGACUGCUCGACAAGGCGGUGGCGGCGGUUCAUCUCCGGUGCUGGAAUUUGUCUCUUCCAGACGGCACGAGAAGGUCGUCCUGCCUGAGGCAGCUCUGAACACCGGCACCGUCUUCGAGACCUUCGACCAGGCUGCGAACUACAACUCAAGCAAGCAAUACCAGGCGUCGAAAUUCUUCCUGAUGUGCGUGAUGCGAAAGUUGGCCGGGCUGGUCGAGUCCGAUGUGCUCAUCACCGCAGUCUGCCCCGGUUUCUGCCAGUCGAAUCUCAGUCGAGGCCACCAAGGGUUCUUUGCGGAUCUAGUCCGAGCGGUGCUCAACGCUUUGGUUCUGCGCACCUCGGAACAAGGAUCCAGGGCACUGGUGUCCGGUGCAGCCGUCGGACCGGAGGGCCAUGGACGGCUAUGGUACGACGACGGAGUUCACGACUUGCUGCAUCCACUGCUUUCGCCCGAUAACGGCCAGCCGGCUGUGGACAAGGUGUGGGAUGAACUUCUGGCUGCUUUGGAGAAAGACGUACCCGAGACAAAGCAGUUGCUUGCGGAGCUGACGCGUCUUUCGUGA
Capronia epimyces CBS 606.96 is the source of this 1029-nucleotide messenger RNA. RefSeq lists its product as uncharacterized. The record is from RefSeq and is a predicted model, not a curated record. Bases 1 to 1029 code for a protein of 342 amino acids. The transcript has 2 exons. NCBI's taxonomy places the organism in Eukaryota, Fungi, Ascomycota, Eurotiomycetes, Chaetothyriales, Herpotrichiellaceae.